CCACUUGGCAGACAUAUACCACACAUACUCCCCGGGGGAUUCAUACUUAAACACCGGUGCAUCACUCAUGGGCAUCGAGAUGAGGUGCCAGGGCAGGACGAUCCUGCUGCCCAGCCUGCUCGUGAUCAUCCUCAUGAUCGGCGGUGUCCAGGCCACCAUGAAGUUGUGCGGCCGCAAACUGCCCGAAACUCUGUCCAAACUUUGUGUGUAUGGCUUCAAUGCGAUGACAAAGAGGACUUUGUACCCCGUGAACUUCAACCUAAUCGAUGGCUUCGAGGACCGUUCGCUGCUGGAAAGACUGCUGAGCGACAGUUCGGUGCAGAUGCUCCAGACUCGACGUCUCCGGGAUGGAGUCUUCGACGAGUGUUGUCUGAAGUCCUGCUCCAUGGAGGAGGUGCUGCGGUAUUGUGCUUCCAAGCCCAGAACGUAAACCUCUACCAAAGCAAAGACGACACCUGCGAUAAGUGAAAGGACUGCAAGGACAGAAAGGACACGCCUGGGGAAAGCACUCACGUAUUCAUAGUUGUUAAGUCGUUAGCGAAGCCUACUCAAUUCCAAUUUUGGAUUUAUGAUAUAUAUGCACAUGUAAGUGGGAUGUAUGCGCAUAAUUUACGAUCUGAAAUCAGAGACAGGCACGCGAAUUGAAUCGGAACACGGGAUGUUAUAUGCAUGUAGAUAUAUGAUGGUGCAGGGCCAGAAUACAUCGCCUGGGUAUAAAUUAUGAAAUAAAUUAUGUAUUCAAACUGCUGCAGAUUGGCCAACUUGAUU
Drosophila santomea is the source of this 768-nucleotide messenger RNA. It is a transcript of the gene Ilp3, whose product is annotated as probable insulin-like peptide 3. Lineage: Eukaryota; Metazoa; Arthropoda; Insecta; Diptera; Drosophilidae. The record is from RefSeq and is a predicted model, not a curated record. The coding region runs from base 68 to 430 and encodes 120 amino acids. The transcript is spliced from 2 exons. Gene Ontology annotation, molecular function: hormone activity. Gene Ontology annotation, cellular component: extracellular region.